Cloeon dipterum is the source of this 420-nucleotide messenger RNA. RefSeq lists its product as uncharacterized. The record is from RefSeq and is a predicted model, not a curated record. The transcript is spliced from 2 exons. The coding region runs from base 34 to 420 and encodes 128 amino acids. Lineage: Eukaryota; Metazoa; Arthropoda; Insecta; Ephemeroptera; Baetidae.
UUAACGCAACCUUUUUGGGUGGAGACAUGGGACAUGGAGAGACAUUGCAGAACCAGAAGCUUGAGGAGUCGAGAGAUGCAGCCGCCAAGAGUCGGAGAAGCGAAACCUGCCAUUCAAAAGGCGCUGUGCAGACUGUGCGAGUGUCCGACGUCGGACGGCCACGUCCUCGCGUCGCAGGUGGACAGGUUCAAGCUGAGGAAAUGGGCCAUGAAGGUCAUGAACCUGACGGAAGAAGACGAAAACCUGCCGGACGUGGUCGAAGAAGACGCUUUGAUCUGCUAUUUUUGCAUCUGGCAGGCAGAGUUUGGGGAUGAGUCUGGAGACGAGGCUGUUGCUUGGUGGCCGAAAAACCUUGAUUUGGAAGAAAACGCUAAGGUUCUUCGGGAGAAUUAUUCAGGUAGGGAAUUUUUAUUAAAAUAA